This is a messenger RNA of Pseudophryne corroboree (corroboree frog), 1048 nucleotides long. It is a transcript of the gene GCSH, whose product is annotated as glycine cleavage system protein H. Bases 101 to 580 code for a protein of 159 amino acids. Gene Ontology annotation, cellular component: mitochondrion; cytoplasm; glycine cleavage complex. Gene Ontology annotation, biological process: glycine decarboxylation via glycine cleavage system; protein lipoylation. NCBI's taxonomy places the organism in Eukaryota, Metazoa, Chordata, Amphibia, Anura, Myobatrachidae. The record is from RefSeq and is a predicted model, not a curated record. The transcript has 5 exons.
GAUGAAACGUCAAAUGUUUCCCAUCCCUAGUGAGGAGGAGACGGCGGCAGCGGCACAUGAGUGACUGGUCAGAGCUGCUGCUGGGCGGGCGCUGUGUAAGAUGGCGCUGCGAGCGGUCAGGAGCGUGUGCAGUGCCGCCCGCCUCGUACCCUGGAGCGGCUGCUGCUCCGUCAGAUCCCUGAGCUACUCCUCCCGCCUCCUCUCCGCUCGCAAGUACACAGACAAGCAUGAAUGGAUAGCUGUUGAACAUGGAAUUGGGACAGUGGGAAUCAGCAACUACGCCCAGGUGUCAUUAGGAGAUGUCGUCUACUGUACUCUUCCAGAGGUCGGCACCAAGAUCAGUAAAAUGGAUGAGUUUGGGACGUUAGAAAGCGUAAAAGCAGCAACUGAACUAUUUUCACCCCUGACCGGAGAAGUCACUGAAAUAAAUGAAGCGCUGGCAGAUAAUCCAGGAUUGGUCAACAAAUCUUGCUACGAUGAAGGGUGGUUAAUAAAGGUAACGGUGGACGUUCCUUCUGAGCUGGAUGAACUAAUGAGUGAGGACGCCUAUGAGAAAUAUGUAAAAUCGAUUGAAGACUGAUCCAUUGAGUCCUGCAAGACCUCUUAGUCCUGCUUAGAAUGAGUAGCGGAAUGCAGGAGGGCUUCACUUCGGUGGUAUUUGAUUACUACAGCAAUAACUGUUAGCCAAGCUUCCCCUCCUUGUAGCCUACGUUGGACUGGUCAGUACUGAAGCAACGCCAAGAUCCUCUGUUUAAAUGUUUCGCCCUUUUUUUUUUUUUUCUUUUUUAUCCUAAACUUUUACAAUGAGUAAAAACAUAAAACCUAAUUAACAUUUCGGUUACAUGUGUGGUUUUGUCCAGUUGCUGCAGCAGAAAGACCAGAUAGGACACCUGCCAAAGACUUGACUUCUGGUACUGGAAAGAACCAUUGCGUCUUUGAUAGAGAUUGCAUCUUCUAUUAACCAUGAUGCGUGAAGCUCAACCCUUCAUCUUCACUGCAUCUGCUCACCGAUACUGUGUAAAAAAAAUAAAAGAUGAUCUGGAAAGUU